Haliotis rufescens (red abalone) is the source of this 3384-nucleotide messenger RNA. RefSeq lists its product as uncharacterized. Lineage: Eukaryota; Metazoa; Mollusca; Gastropoda; Lepetellida; Haliotidae. The coding region runs from base 219 to 1655 and encodes 478 amino acids. The transcript has 10 exons. The record is from RefSeq and is a predicted model, not a curated record.
UCAGUUAAUAUGACGCAAUCGAGCAAGUGUUCCGCUGAUAGUUAUAUGAUACAUUCACAGGGUUAUUCCACGUGACUCAGCCUUCUGGAAGGUUGCAAGUCUCGUGCAUGGUGGACAGUACUCUCGCUUGGACAGUGCCGCAGAGGACGUAACCUCAAUUGCUCCAAGUAGAGUAUUGUACCGUUACGUCGACAUAGCUGGAUCUACUUCGACAGAAGAUGACGCAGAGUGGUAGUCAGUUUCUGGUGCUUCUGAUCCUGGCUGUUGCGUCCUUCUGUGUGAAAGCCUCUUCGACACCUGGGACUACGACAGUGUUAUCAUCAGCAGAAACAACGGAAGGAACAGACAUAGCCGUGUUCACAACUACAUCAGCAAGUCUUCCAACUACAGAUGCUGCUCCGUCAGAUCCUAGGUGUCCGGGGGGUGUCGGUCUGCUAGGAACAGAGUACACAAUAGUAGGUGACAGAAGAAACUACACAGGUUUAGUAUGGGUACGACCAACUGAUGACCGGUAUGUCGUCACCUGCAACCCCAGCUGCAGCCCGGUGGCUGGAUACAGUGCAACUAUGAACACCACACACUCUACACUCACUAUACACAAUGUUGGGGUGGCAGAUGCUGGUACAUGGAAGAUCGUGGAUGCGACUGUCGUAGAUGCCAUCCCUGUCGACGUGUGUCCGCUGACGACAGUUAGUGUUCCACAGUGUGGCAUCAGCAGUGACGAGGACACCGACUCCCUGGAACCUGGAGCACAGCUGACUUUAACAGUGGACAUCACAGGCUACUACUGUUCUCGGGAGGUGGGCUUUGAUCUGACUACUGGUGCUGUGACUGAAGCGUUGACCAUGAAACACAACGUCAGUGCUGUAUCAAACUCAACCCUUAACACAACCUUCAACGUAGAUAUCACCCGAUUAGGCGAUGUGUCGAUAAACUUCAUGUGUGACAGAAGUUGGCCUCUGCAGUGUGAGGGUAUCCAGGACCUGUUGAAAAGUCCACCACAGUGCAACAUCAGCAGUGACAUGGACACCAACGCCCUGGAACCUGGCACUAAUCUCACUCUGACAGUAGACAUCCAGAACUACUACUGUUCUCAACAAGCUGGAUUUACUCUGACUACUGCUGCCGUUACAAAUAUACUCCUACAGAACCAGACAAUGGACAAUAUAUCUGAUUCAGCUUUAAUUUCCUCCCUCAUUGUCACAGCCGAUCGGUUUGGAGACGUCAGUGUCAACUUUAUGUGUGGCAACAACACGGAGACCCUCACCUGCGGUGGUAUUGUUAAACUGAGUGAGGCUGUUCCCACAACCACAACAGUUGGACCCACGUCUAGAGCUCCUUCCAGAUCUACAGCAUCAGCGACAUCGACAGAAAUACCUAACUCAAGCCUUGGAAAUACGGCACUGACAGGUUCACAAGCAACACCUGAAAAACCAACAACAGAGGGAAGCGUAUCCACUGGACCAGCAGAUGACAAUACAGGUCUUGCUAUCGGACUGUCUGUCACGGGAGUCAUUAUUAUUAUUAUUGUCAUAAUUCUAGUGCGCUAUCGUAGAAGGGUCGGUGAGUACUUAUUGGGAAGUCGGCAAAAGAUGCAUCAGCUAGAAUUAGAAAAAGGAAGCGAAAAUAGGGAAAAGCACACACCCAAAAACUAAGCUAAAACCAGUAAUGUUUAUACGGUUGAUGAAUCUGGGCACCAAUGCUGACAUUUCUAAAAGUGUUACUUAUUCUUACUGAACCACUUGAUUUACACUUGAUAAGAAAAUGUAACUCACCAGGAGAAACGGAAGUCAUUGGGGCUACUAUACAAUUGUGCUGUGGCCUCAUAAAGAAAUACUCUGGGUGUCCACUUACUUCCGUAAAAGAUUCCAUGUGUGUGGACCAUACGAAAAUAUCCUGUAUUCCUCUCGUUAGUUCGUAAUGCGAUAAAAGCAUUUAAAAACAUGUCAGCAUACCAUGUCUCCCUACAAUUAAGCAGUCAUGAUACAUGCAUCUAAACAUUUUACCAUGAGACACUCAACCUGUAGACAUUCAUUCAUUGUCCACAAAAUCAGCAAAUAUGAAGGAUUCUUGAUUUCACCGGAUACAAAAUUAAUCUACAGAUACAAGAUAUGAUUUCUUUAUUAUUUUUAGCUAUUUUUUUUAAAUUCCAUCGUCCAUGUUACUUUAAUCACCAUGUUAUAUAUUUCCAGAUGAUGUAUAUUUGGAAGUAUAUUUUGUUUAUAUAAUUUGUCUCAUAAUCGGAUAUAUUGCCAUGUGUAAGUAAUGUUAGUGGUUGUUGUAGAUAUGAUUGUUCCAAGAGUCUAAUGGUUUAACUACGGUUAAGAUUAAGCAGAAUGGCUUUGUACUAGAAAUAGAGUUAUCUACCUUUGUUUAUUUGCCCAUGAUCUUUAGCAGGCUUGUUCGUCGGGGAAGUUUCUGGAUGGGACAGUUCCUACGGCUUGCUGUAUACGUAUGAGAGUGACAAGAGAGUGAUUCGAGGUCUUUUUCGACCUUUAACAAUCGUAUUGCCAAGUGCAGCUGUAAACCUCUUUGUAAUCCAGUAAGGUUCAAACUCUUUUCUGGAUACCAGAAGGACGACAUGACUCUUUCACGAUAUUCAACAGUGACAAUAGUCUGAACAUUCGUAAGCGCACUAACAUAUAUACCACUACCUUUUUUGGUACCAAUUGGAUUGUCAGCCUAAAAGUGUGUUUUUAAAUGUAAUAUAAUGUUUCUUAUAGAUCCUGUGUGGUCAUUUACUGCAUUUACAACUUAGUUUUGCGGGAACGAGUUUCCAGCUUUUACUCCACGUUCUAACGUGGAGUGAGUGAGUAUGGUUUUACGACGCUUUUACCAAAUGUCCAUCAGUUUCAAGCAGUGGACACCAGAAAUGGGCUUCACACAAUGUGUCCAUGCAAGGAUUCGAACCCGGGCCUUCCGCGUGACCUGCGAACGCAUUAACCACUGGACUACCCGACCUUUUCUCCUGUACAAUCACCGGUGUAAUGGUAGACGUGAAGGAAAUAUCCAAAUUUGACUCAUCAGUGUGUUCGAUGCAAUUCUCCUGGUUGACCUGUAGCAUGUGUUCCCGUGUUUGUUCAGGGGAACAAUUGACUUGUCUUUGCAUGUGUUUGUUACAGGUGCCACCGGUGGGGCGGGGUAUGAGUAUUCUCACCUUUUUGCGAAAACCUGGAGUCAUCACUAUUUGAUAGUGAUUCAUAAGCACAUAUUCAUGAUAUAGUCGGAAUUGUACAAUGGAAGGCAAAUCUUUCUUAUAAAUAUCUGAAGGGCUUUGUCGCUUUUAUUUAAUGAAGAGGGCGGGCAUCUACCCAGACGAUUCUUAUAUAACGAUUGAUUCACAUUUUAGAAAUGACAAUAAAAAGCUAUAUUCCAUAAUCAGAA